Molecule: messenger RNA, 579 nt
Organism: Oppiella nova
Lineage: Eukaryota; Metazoa; Arthropoda; Arachnida; Sarcoptiformes; Oppiidae
Source: the annotation of a GenBank genome assembly
AUGGAUACCGAUUUUGGAUUGGAUUCGUCGGAACCGUUAGAAAACACAAGAACUCAACGCAAAAGAAGAAGUUCUUUAUUCGGGAAACAAAGCAAUGGAAACGCGAAUCCAAUUCCCGAUUCUGACGAUGCGUUCGCUGAUAAGUCCGAUAUAUCUGCCGUUCCUCCGUCAGGCUCUCGACCCCGACGUCUGGCCACUUGGGCUGACGACUCAUCCGAUGAGAUCCAACAGAUCCGCAACAUUCAGAUGUCGGCCAACAAACAGAAAAUUAUGGACAGUUCUGACAACGAAGUGACGCCAAUGAUUCCCGAUCUCCAAGAAGUCAAUGAUUAUGAGAUGACACAAACAGUGGCCGAACCGCCGACGGCUCACAAUAAGAUCAUUAGUUUCAAAGAGUUGGACAAAAAUCUAUUAAAAGAGUCGGCCUUCACAUCACUCGAUGACAUCGAUUUGACGCCUUUGACCCGUUUCUGUCUACCAGAGGGUCAGGUCAGGGAGGAGGACAUCACUUGGAGUUGGGAUCACCUCAUGUCUGACAUCACUUCGGCCCUAACCACUGACACCGACACUAAUGUCUAA